Suncus etruscus (white-toothed pygmy shrew) is the source of this 3199-nucleotide messenger RNA. RefSeq names its product thrombospondin 3 (gene THBS3). The transcript has 23 exons. The record is from RefSeq and is a predicted model, not a curated record. Gene Ontology annotation, cellular component: extracellular region. Bases 105 to 2975 code for a protein of 956 amino acids. Gene Ontology annotation, molecular function: heparin binding; calcium ion binding. Gene Ontology annotation, biological process: cell adhesion. Lineage: Eukaryota; Metazoa; Chordata; Mammalia; Eulipotyphla; Soricidae.
ACUCCCCUUUCCAGUCCCUCCGCCCCCCUCUCUCUGGUUCUCCCCGCCUAGCCUUUUCCCUCCCAGCUGUCUGCCUGCCCGGGGUGGUGAGCCGGCCCAACGGCAUGGAGGCACAGGGGCUGCGAGGGGCCCUGGCUCUUCUCCUCCUUAGCACCUUGGUCUCUGCCAGUCAGAAUCUGCAGGUAAUUGACCUGCUGACCAUGGGGGAGUCGCAGCAGAUGGUCACAGUGGCCGAGAAGAUCCGGACCGCCCUCCUCACUGCCAGCGAUAUCUACCUCCUGUCCACUUUCCGCUUGCCCCCUAAGCAGGGCGGUGUUCUCUUUGGCCUCUAUUCCCGCCAAGACAACACUCGCUGGUUGGAAGCCUCUGUCGUGGGCAAGAUCAACAAAGUGCUGGUGCGGUACCAGCGAGAGGAUGGCAAGACUCACGCAGUGAACCUGCAACAAGCAGGCCUGGCAGAUGGGCGCACGCACACAGCUCUCCUGCGGCUCCGUGGCCCAGCCAGGCCCAACCCAGCCCUGCAGCUCUAUGUGGACUGCAAACUGGGUGAUCAGCACUUCGGCCUGCCAGCUUUGGCCCCCAUUCCCCCAGCGGAGGUGGGUGGUCUGGAGAUGAGGACAGGCCAGAAGGCCUACCUGAGGAUGCAGGGCUUUGUGGAGUCUAUGAAGAUGAUCCUGGGUGGCUCCAUGGCCCGGGUUGGAGCCCUGAGUGAGUGUCCGUUCCAGGGGGAAGAGUCCAUCCAUACUGCAGUCACCAAUGCCCUACACUCUGUCCUAGGGGAGCAGAGCAAGGCGCUGGUCACCCAGCUCACCCUCUUCAACCAGAUCCUGGGCGAGCUUCGCGAUGACAUUCGAGAGCAGGUGAAAGAAAUGUCCCUGAUCCGUAACACCAUCAUGGAGUGUCAGGUGUGCGGCUUCCAUGAACAGCGCUCCCACUGCAGCCCCAACCCCUGCUUUCGAGGUGUGGACUGCAUGGAGGUGUACGAAUAUCCUGGCUUCCGUUGUGGGCCCUGCCCUCCGGGUCUACAGGGCAACGGCACCCACUGCUCGGACAUCAAUGAGUGCGCACUGGCAGAUCCCUGCUUCUCAGGCUCUAGAUGCAUCAACACUGUACCCGGCUUCCACUGCGAGGCCUGUCCCCCUGGCUACAAGGGCACACGCAUUUCCGGCGUGGGCACUGACUACGCCCGGGCCAGCAAACAGGUCUGCGAAGACAUUGAUGAAUGCAAUGACGGUAACAACGGUGGCUGCGAUCCCAACUCCAUCUGCACCAACACUGUGGGCUCUUUCAAGUGUGGCCCCUGUCGCUUGGGCUUUCUGGGCAACCAGAGCCAGGGCUGCUCUCCAGCUAGGACCUGCCACAGCCCAGCCCACAGCCCCUGCCAUGUGCAUGCACACUGCCUCUUUGAGCGCAAUGGAGCAGUGACCUGUGCAUGCAACGUGGGUUGGGCCGGGAAUGGGAACGUGUGUGGACCCGACACAGACAUCGACGGCUACCCUGACCAGGCGCUGCCCUGCAUGGACAACAACAAACACUGCAAACAGGACAACUGCCUCUUGACACCCAACUCUGGGCAGGAAGAUGCUGAUAAUGACGGAGUGGGAGACCAGUGUGAUGAUGACGCAGAUGGGGACGGGAUCAAGAAUGUGGAGGAUAACUGCCGGCUGUUACCCAACAAGGACCAACAAAACUCAGACACAGAUUCAUUUGGCGACUCUUGUGAUAACUGCCCCAACGUUCCCAACAAUGACCAGAGGGACACCGACGGCAAUGGGGAAGGCGAUGCCUGUGACAAUGAUGUGGAUGGGGAUGGCAUCCCCAAUGGAUUGGACAAUUGCCCUCGAGUUCCAAACCCCCUUCAGACUGACAGGGAUGAAGAUGGAGUAGGGGACGCAUGUGACAGCUGCCCAGAGGUGGGCAAUCCAACCCAGACAGAUGCAGACAGUGACCUGGUGGGGGACGUCUGUGACACCAACGAGGACAGUGAUGGGGAUGGACACCAGGACACCAAGGACAACUGUCCCCAGCUGCCCAACAGCUCCCAGCUGGACUCAGACAAUGAUGGACUUGGAGAUGAGUGUGACAGUGACGAUGACAAUGAUGGUAUCCCAGAUUAUGUACCUCCUGGUCCUGAUAACUGUCGCCUGGUUCCCAAUCCCAACCAGAAGGACUCUGAUGGCAAUGGCAUUGGGGACGUGUGUGAGGAUGACUUUGACAAUGAUGCAGUGGUGGACCCCCUGGAUGUGUGCCCUGAGAGCGCAGAGGUCACCCUCACAGAUUUCCGGGCCUAUCAGACCGUUGUCCUGGAUCCUGAGGGGGAUGCUCAGAUAGACCCAAAUUGGGUGGUGCUGAACCAGGGCAUGGAGAUUGUGCAGACCAUGAACAGUGACCCUGGCCUGGCAGUUGGCUAUACAGCUUUCAAUGGUGUGGACUUUGAAGGCACCUUCCACGUGAACACGGUCACCGAUGACGACUAUGCAGGCUUUCUCUUCAGCUACCAGGACAGCGGCCGCUUCUAUGUGGUCAUGUGGAAGCAGACGGAGCAGACCUACUGGCAGGCCACUCCCUUCCGAGCUGUCGCCCAGCCUGGCCUGCAGCUCAAGGCAGUGACUUCAGUGUCGGGCCCAGGCGAGCACCUCCGGAAUGCUCUGUGGCACACUGGCCACACCCCUGACCAGGUCCGACUGCUGUGGACUGACCCACGAAACGUGGGCUGGCGUGAUAAGACCUCCUACCGCUGGCAGCUGCUGCACCGGCCUCAAGUUGGCUAUAUCCGGGUGAAGCUCUAUGAGGGUCCCCAGCUAGUGGCAGACUCUGGGGUGAUCAUUGACACAUCCAUGAGAGGGGGGCGUCUCGGUGUAUUCUGCUUCUCUCAAGAAAACAUCAUUUGGUCCAAUCUGCAAUAUCGCUGCAAUGACACAGUGCCUGAGGAUUUUGAGCCAUUCCGGAGGCAGCUGCUCCAAGGAAGAGUGUGACCAGUGUGGCCUGCGGGACUCAGAAUUCAGAUUUUUAGACUCUUUGAGCUCUGGGUCCAUCGUGGAGAGCCCAGGGGGGUCUCAUCUACAACCCCUGGUGGACUUGGACCUAGCACCUGCCAGUAGUUCAGCCCUCGAGGGAGGAUGGCGAGCCCAUUGCACUAACGGCAACUUGUCUAGGGUAUACUUCUCAGGCAUUGACUCCAGCGAGAAAAUAACAAACA